CACUCAUCACUUUUGAGAAAGCACUCCUCACAACCACGAUGGUAUGUAUCUAAAAUCUUGUGGCUUACGAACAGACUUCUAAAUAGUUAAUACCGCAGAUUUCUAUUUAGUAUAAAGUGUAGUAUAUAAGUGUGUGUAAAUACUAGUUAGCGAAUUCACGUCAUCAGUCGAAGCAUAGUAAAUACCAAAUAGUUAUACUUCCACUCGUCGGUCCGUCUAUCGGCUGAAGAGCGCGCACUUUCCUUUUCCGACCAACGGCCAUACUAAUUGUCUUUGCCAAUCGCCCGAUCCAACGCAUCGAGCCCGCACCGAAUCUCGUUUCGCGACCAGAAGGUUUGAAAUCAAGACUACGUCGGUUUCCGGACUUGUUACACUCAAUCGCUUGCUGUCUCACGAAACCCUACAUCGACCGCUGCCGGACUAUUUUCGCCGUUGUCUUACCUCCGUUCACAUUCCCGGUUUAACGCAUCGAGUCCGCAACGAUAAACUCUCAGUUCGCGACCAAAAGGUUUGACAUCAAGACUACGUUGGUUUCCGGACUUGUUACACUCAAUCGCUUGCUGUCCCACAAAAACCCCUUCCGGACCAUCUUCGCCACUUGAUAACGUCUUACCUCCGUUCACAUUCUCUUUAUUUGAUUGUCCCACGUAACCCUACAGCGACCACUGCCUGACUAUUAUCGCCUCCACGAACGACAUUGUUUGACCUCAGUUCACAGUGUGAAUAAGCAGUGAGUACCUUUAAUCAAAAAACACUAAGAACUACACAAUCUUUAGAAUGGAACCGUUAAGGACGUCUAUUAAUGAUUUAGGAAUAAAUGCCAAUUUUUUGACAAUUCCAAUCGUUAAAUGUGAUGAUCAAAUAUUGAAAACAGUUAUUAAACGGGAAAAUAUUGAUGAAGCAGACCAUAAUAAUGUUGAUCAUCUAUCUAACAAAGUCACAAAACAAGAAAUUAUUGAUGAAACAAACCAUAAUAAUGAUCAAUUAUUACAGAUAGGAAUUAAAACUGAAGAAAAUAACAAAAAUUACAUAAAAAAGGAAUUAGAUGUGAUUGAAAUUGCUGAAUUUAGAGGUACAGUCAUUGUCAACCAAAGCAAAUCCAUAGGCUCUACAGUCCAAAGCUAUAAAAGAACACAUAACGGAAAAAAGCGGUAUGAAUGUUAUAGCUGUGGUAAAACUUUUUCUUACAAAAUAUUUAUAAUGAGACAUUUAAGGAAACAUACCGUUCAAACACCAUAUAAAUGUGAAAUUUGUGAUAAAGCCUUUUCUAAGAAAUCAAAUUUAACGACUCACUCAAGGACACAUACCGGUCACACGCCAUUUAAAUGUGAAAUCUGUGAUAAAGCCUUUUCUCAGAAAUCAAAUUUAACUAUUCAUAAAAGGACACAUACCGGAGAAAAGCCGUAUGUAUGUGAUACCUGUGGUAAAGCUUUUUCUAGCAAACCACAUUUGAUGAGACAUAACAAUACACAUACCGGCAAAAAGCCUUAUAAAUGUGAAAUCUGCGAUAAAGCCUUUUCUCAGAAAUCAAAUUUAACGGUUCACUCAAGGACACACACCGGUGAAAUGCGAUAUAAAUGUGAACUUUGUGAUAAAGCCUUUUCUAAGAAAUCAAGUUUAACAACUCAUUCAAGGACACAUACCGGAGAAAAGCCGUAUGUAUGUGAUAUCUGUGAUAAAGCUUUUGCUAACAAACCAUAUUUGAUGUUACAUAAAAGAUCACAUACCGGAGAAAAGCCGUACGUAUGUGAUACCUGUGAUAAAAAAUUUUCCCUCAAACAAAAUUUAACAAAUCAUAUUAAGACACAUAACGGAGAAAAGUGGUAUGAAUGUGAUAGCUGUGAUAAAGCUUUUUAUCAAAAAAGUAAUUUAACAUUUCAUAAAUUAACACAUACCGGAGAAAAGCUGUACGAAUGUGAUUGCUGUGAUAGAGUAUUUUCUCUCAAACGAAAUUUAACAAGUCAUAUUCGGACACAUAACGGAGAAAAGUGGUAUAAAUGUGAUACCUGUGAGAAAGCUUUUCAUCGGAAAACACAUUUAGAAAUUCAUAAAAGAACACAUACCGACGAAAAGCCGUAUAAAUGUGAUAGCUGUGGCAAAAGGUUUUGUGAUCGAUCAAAUUUAACAAGUCAUACAAGAAUACAUACAGGAAAAAAGCCGUUUGCAUGUAAUAGCUGUGAUAAAGCUUUUUCUAGGAAAACAUAUUUGAUGGGACAUUUAAAGACACAUACCAGCGAAAAGCCGUACAAAUGUGAAAUCUGUGAUGAAGCCUUUUCUAAGAAAACAACUUUGAAAAAACAUAUAAGUAUGCAUAGGUAACGGAAAAAAAACGGUAUGAAUGUGAGAGCUGUGUUAAAACUUUUCCUUACAAGCUGAAUAUGAUUAGACAUAAAAAAUCACAUACUAGAGUAUAUUUGCAUAAAUGUGUUAUAUGUGACCAUAUUUUUGAAAAAAUAGCAAACUUAAAAAAACAUGUGAUUACACAUCAUUUUUGAUAUGCGUUAAUUAUUCUAGGUAAUACAAUAUUACUUAAAAAGUUAUUUAUUCUUGAAUAAAUGAUAAAUAUUAUUUUCAAACAUGUAUUCGAUAUUAAUAAUAUUUAAAUAAACUCAAAAUAAUUGACGUAAUAAUAAACGUAUUUAUUAUUUAUUAUUGCCUGUAAAUCAACAUGCAUGGGUUGACUAAAUAUUACUUCUAAACUUUUAACUUGUAAUUAACUUGAAUUUAAAUUAUCUUAUAGUUUUUAUAGAUUAGUAUCUAAAAGUAUGUUAAUAUAUGUUGAUUAGUAGAUGAUUAUUAUUAAAAUUAUUUCUUAGCUGAAAUUAACUUAAUAUAUACUUGGACAUACCUAUACUCCUUCCAAUCUACAUUAUUAUAAUCAUAUUUUAUUGUAUAAAUGCCAAACUUCUGUAUAUAUAUAACAUUACGCUUUUUAAUAUGAAUGUACCUGUCCAAAGAUUUGGCUCUUAGGUAAAAUAUGAAGCAUUUCAUCAAUUCCAAUAAAUAUUUGAUGAAUAGUAAACAAUCAAAAUUCACGAUGUAUAAUAGGCAUUAAUUACUAUAGAAUACUAGAAUAGCAAAAAUAAAAUAUUAACAAAUACAUGUAUAAUUAUAUAAAUAUAUUAAAUAUUAAUACUUGUUUUACUAUAAUA
Messenger RNA from Metopolophium dirhodum (rose-grain aphid), 3152 nucleotides. RefSeq names its product zinc finger protein OZF-like. The record is from RefSeq and is a predicted model, not a curated record. Bases 778 to 2319 code for a protein of 513 amino acids. Lineage: Eukaryota; Metazoa; Arthropoda; Insecta; Hemiptera; Aphididae. The transcript is spliced from 6 exons.